Messenger RNA from Lolium perenne, 2097 nucleotides. RefSeq lists its product as uncharacterized. The record is from RefSeq and is a predicted model, not a curated record. NCBI's taxonomy places the organism in Eukaryota, Viridiplantae, Streptophyta, Magnoliopsida, Poales, Poaceae.
GCUCGCUGGCUGGCUCCCAGGACGGAGCGAAGCUACCAGCCCAGCAGGGAUCCUUCCUUCCUUCCUAGGCGGCGCCGCCGAGUGUUUCCCGAUCUGCGGGAUGCGGAUCCCGAGCCUGCCCGCCGCGGCGGCGCUGCUGGUGCUGCUGCUGCUCACGGUCGCCGGGGCGGCGGCGCAGGAGGGCGUGGGGCCGGAGGAGAUCGCGGCGAAGGCGAGGGCGCAUGAGGAGGUGGCGGCGCUCGCGGCCGAGCUCAGGGCGAAGGUCUCCGCCCUAGCAGAGGCGAGCGUUGUGGCGAAGACCGAGGAGUUGAAGAGCAAGGAUGUUGGCGUCGAAACGCUGGAAACUGUCGCUGGGGAGAUGUCACAGAACAUUGCUACUCUGCAGAGUGAGAUAGCUUCCCUCCAGUCAAAGAGAUCUGCAGCUGCAGAGGAGCAGGCAGGCAAGGCCAAGGCCCGGGCUAUUGAGCUUCAGAACCAGAUCGAGAAGCUCAAGAAUGACAUUGCUGCACAAAACAACAAAAAGGCAACUAUGGAGGCCAGGGCUAGCGAUGCGGAGAAGAAAGUGCAAGAGCUGAAUGCUAAGCUGGAGAGACUGCAAAAGACAAGUGCUGAGCAAAAGCGUAGGGUCCAGAAGACCCAACAUGCUCUUAAAGUUGCAGAGGAGGAGCUGAUGAGGGUGCAGUUAGAAACAACAACGAAAUCUGAGCAGCUCGGAGAGGUUCAUGGGGCAUGGUUGCCACCUUGGUUAGCGACACAUGCAGCUCGCUCAAUGGAGUUAAUGUCAAGUCAAUGGAACGAACAUGGGAAACCCGCUUUCAACAGUUUGCUGCAGAAGGCAUCAGAAAAAUCAGUGCAGGUGAAGGAAUGGGCCAAGCCCCACAUUCACACUGCCAAGACGAAAUGGAUUCCUGUUAUUAAAGAGAAGUGGGCCAUUGCAAAGACAAACACGGAACCUUAUAUGCAAAUGGUCUCAGCAAAAUCAGUAGAGGUUUAUCAAGCAUCAAGAGAUGCCAUCUCACCUCAUGUUCUGAAGGCACAUCAAUUUGCUAAUCCCUAUUUCCAGGAGGCCAAGAAGCUAUCCAAACCCUACAUUGAUCAAGUUGCUAAGGCCAGUAAACCACAUGUCAAGAAACUUGAAACCACCCUGAAGCCUUACUCUAAAAAGUUUCUUGAGACGGCUACUUUAUAUCAUGAGCAGGCUCAAGCAACUAUCCUGGAUUACAUGCACCAACAUGAAUUAUUAAAACAAUUUGCGACUGGGGAGUUGGUGUGGUACCUGGCUUCUGCUUGGCUUCUUAUGCCAGUGUAUGUUUUAUACAUACUUGUAACAGAAAUCUUCUGCACCCGCAAGCAGAAGAAAUCCCCACGAAGUGAAAAGGCCAACCAUGGCCAUCGGAGACACAAGCGCCGUCAUGCUGAGAAAUAGAGACCAUGGACAAACACUUUGUGUUAGAUAGUGGCCUGCUACAGUGUAGUUGAAGAAGGUACAGCUUUGUUCCUAUGGUAGCAGUAUCAGCUUCAUAUGCUAUAUACCCCCUCCAUUCCAAAUUAGUUCACUUAAGUUUGUCUAGAUUCACACAUGUAUCUAGAUGCAUUUUAGUGUGUAAAUACAUGCGAAUCUAGAUAAAUCAACGGCAACUAAUUUCCGCGGCAACUAAUUUGGAAUGGAGGGAGUAUAUAGACUGAUGGUAUCAGACAUUUCUGGUCAGCUGAACAAUUUGCGUGGUUUCCUUGAAAUCGUUGAAGUUCAGGUUCUUAAUUCGAACAGUUGUAAUAUUUUGCCUGAGUAGUAGUGAACGCCAUGAAUGUCCAAUUGCUGAUACAACUUUGAACUAAGAGCCGACCAUCUCGGCGUGGCAUAAUAUAAUAUUUUGGCUGUGUACCGUGCAUAUAUUGGAAGCAGGAGGAUGUAGCUUUCCUGGAUGAGUUUGUUGGAUCCCACACGAAUUUAGUACACCCAGGGUCGUCCCUGAACCUUGCUGUGUGUAUCAUUUGGGAGCUGUACUACACUUGAGCUGUAUUUUUUACCCCAUGGAGUGUAGUGGCUGUUUUGUAUCAGCACGUUGUUGACUGGGGGAUUACGAGGUUAUGUGGGUA